AGCAAUGUUUUCAACAAAAAUAGCAUUCUGGAAAUUCUUGAAUUCAGUGACAUGGACGCUUCUACUCUGCUCAACAAUACCAACGAUAUAUCCAACUCUAUUGGCACCGGAGGCAACUAUAAUGAAAAGGUGUCACCCUGCGCAGACCCAGUUGUGCAUAUGUCAGUUUCUGAAGCCUUGAAGCAACUGAAAAAGCUGGAGAGGGAUUAUCAACACACCUGCGAGAGUUACCUAGAAACCCGAUCAAACAGGUAUAGCUCCUACAUUAAAAGAAGACAUUCUAAUUACCGCAGUGGCCAAGCUGGAAACUGUAUCAUAUACUACAAGAAACUGAGAGAAAAACUGCAGAAUGAUCUUGAAAAACUGAAUAAAGCAGAAGAAACGCAAAGAAGAACCGAAAAGCCUGAUUGCUGCAAGCAAUUCUUGAUGCUGCAUGGUUGUAAUAGCCUGGCCAAAGAAAAGAGGAUACUAAACCAGAUAGGAGAAGCACAACAGCAGGAACAAGAACAACAGUCCCCGGAAUACAAUGAUCUGGGUCAAAAAAGAAUUUAUUUCAAACAAAGAAACUGGGAGUGGGAGGUGCUACCACUCAGAAUUCCAAGCAGCAACAAAGGAAUACAUGAUCUGCUGAGGAGCCUUAAAGACACAGAGAAGUUGAGGAACAAAACUACUGCCAGUGGUGAACUUGUUGACAACCAAACAAGUCAGGACAGUUUAAAAACUUCUAUAAAAAUUCUGACAAAGGUAAUAAAAAGGCUUGGAAAAGAAACAGGGACUAAGACAAUGAUUGAUGAUGGUUACGAGGAAAAGAUCAAGCAACUAGAGGAAAAAUGUGAAUGGAUAUGCGGGCAAUGGGAUGAACAAAAGAAGUAUAUAGUUGGGUUGAAAAAAAUACAUGAAGAUGGGGGUUGUAGUAAGCUUGUAAUAUGUCAUAGAUGAUAAACUUCAGAUUUGCAAGAAGAUAAAUUUAUAAAUCAAAAUAUAG
Messenger RNA from Raphanus sativus (radish), 985 nucleotides. RefSeq lists its product as uncharacterized. The record is from RefSeq and is a predicted model, not a curated record. NCBI's taxonomy places the organism in Eukaryota, Viridiplantae, Streptophyta, Magnoliopsida, Brassicales, Brassicaceae. The coding region runs from base 52 to 939 and encodes 295 amino acids. The transcript is spliced from 5 exons.